Lodderomyces jiufengensis is the source of this 2436-nucleotide messenger RNA. Its product is annotated as SANT/Myb-like DNA-binding domain-containing protein. Lineage: Eukaryota; Fungi; Ascomycota; Pichiomycetes; Serinales; Debaryomycetaceae. The record is from RefSeq and is a predicted model, not a curated record. The coding region runs from base 1 to 2436 and encodes 811 amino acids. The transcript has a single exon.
AUGUCAUCGAAUGAUAAAAGAUCAAUAAAUAGUGAUCAAGGUAAUAAUAAAAGAGUAAAACUCACUAGUGAAGGUGGUCAAUUGAGAUUUUCUUUGGUUAAGAAUUUAGUUGUUGAAGUAUCAUCUAUAGUGAAAGAAACAUCUUCAAAGAAUGAGAAACUGGUAGACACGUCUGUGGAAAAUAAUGGUAAUGUAGAUCCAACAUUUGAUAAAAGUGUUUUAAUUUUGAAAAAUGGAAAUUCAUCAGACACAAAAGAUCAAGAUGGUACAACCUUAGGUGUGGAAUCAUUAGAUGAAACUAGCAAUAAUUCAGGAUCAGGUGCUAUGUCAGAUGUUGAACCACUUUCAGCUACUGUCACUAAUAAUACUGCUACCACAACUAAUGUAUCAGAAGAAUUUGUUAAAAAAUAUAGCAAGAGAGAAAGUUUUGCAAUGAAGAACUUUGAAUUUCCCACUUACUAUUACGAAAGAGAGGGUGCUGAAACAUUAGAUGGUUGGUUCUUAAUGCAAAAGAAUUUGAGCAAAAUCGGGAAGAAAGACUUGGGUAGAUAUUUGAUUGGUAUUUGUGGAUUUGAGGAGGUCACAGAUGAAACUGUAAGAAACAUUAGAGAAGGUUUUUUGGAAAAAUACAAAAAGGAAGGUCAAAAAGAUGAAGAAGUAUUAAAAAAUCUAAUUGUUGCUCGGAUUGAAGGUGGAUCUGCAGCUGUUGUAAUUAAUAAAUUUGAAUUUAAAAAACCAUUUAAGGUUAAAUCAAAACUUCUGAUUAGUUCCAAGUUGAGAGAAAAAGACCUUGAAAAUCCCAAGCCAAGAAAUGACUUUGAUUACUUACGUGUGGCAGAUUUAAUAAUUGAAAUUGAAGGAUAUUCUAAACCAGUCCAAUUUAUUACCAUCUACGGUGAUCAUGAAUAUCAAGAAAACAGAAUCAGAUUAAUUAAGAAGGUCAAUCCAUUAAUUAAAAAGGAUGGUUCAUUGUUUAAUUAUGUAUUUAGCGAUCAAAAUUCCGGGGCUAAUUAUGAUGGCUCAGUUAAAGAAUACGACCUUAAAUGUCAAAAAUGUAUCAAUGAGUUUUUAGAUAUAAACAAGUGGAUCAGAUCAACUAAAUUAGCAACUGAAAAAACUUUAGUAACAAAUUUUAAUCCUCAGGGCCUUCGGGAUAUUGAUUCAAUUUAUGUGCCAUUAGAACAUGGAGAUAAUGUGUAUUCUCAUAAAGUUUUGUUUGAAAAAGACUAUACUGGCACCCAUGCCGCAGUUAUAGUUAAGAUGGGAUUAGAAAAAUUAAGUACAAAAUUUAUUGAUAAGUCAGAAAAUAUCCAAGCAGAAGAAACCUUGUUUAAAUUGAGUGGUGUCAAGAAAAAUAACGUCCCUUAUACUUACCAACUAAAUGAUGAAGAUUACAAAUCGAGUGUCAAAUAUUUGAAUCAUAUGAAAAGAUUAAUUAAAAAUGAUGAGGAUCAAACAACUAUUAGACUUAGACCACAUACUGAGUUACUGAAGAAAGUUUUGUUCAAGUACAAUGAGGAAUACAAUGAUAAAAUCACCUCAAUUUCAAGUAUUUCAUUAGAUAUUUACAAGAAUAUCAUCAUUGGUUUGGUAUUAGACGAAUGCAAUAAUCAUUUAAAAGGUCUGCUUGUACAGUGGACAAAAUUUAAGUUUCCGGGGUUUACUGAUGUUCAAUGUAAAGGUAUUUUUGAUAAUCUUCGUAAUAAAAAUAAAAUUAUAUUUCAAGAAAAAUGGAUCUUCGAUCCAAAUUUUGUCUAUACACAAGUUGAAUUGAGUUUGGAGUUUUAUGAUAAAUUAUUAAAAACUUAUUCCAAAUUUGAAAAUAGUUCUGAUAAAUGGGUUAAAAUCACUAGUGCAUUUGAUAAUAAAAUUCCUAAACUUCAACUAGUCAAUAUUUACAGAAGAAUUUCUGAAGGUGGCCAUACGGAAAAGGUCAAUGGUACAUUACAACUUACAAUGGAUUAUAAAAAUUUAAUAAUCAAACGAGAAAAUGAUGCUAUAUUAAGAGCAGAAAAAAAGGAAGCUAAAGCUAAAGAAAAUAAUUUAAAAAAAGUAAAAUUUGAAGGAUUGAAAGAAGCUGAUUUGAAAAAGCGAAGUCAAAAAUCAAGAAAGCCAUGGUCAGCCGAAGAAGAUAAGAAAUUGAUGGAGUUGUGCAAAGAAAACGGUCGUUGGCCCAAUUGGUUAGAAAUAUCAAGCAAUUUUAAAGAUAGAACCGAACAUUCAUGUCAAAUGCAUUAUCGUCAAUUGGUUGCUGAAGCGAAGAAGGAUCCCAAGUUAUUAGAAAAAGGUGCUUGGUCAAUCAAAGAAGAUAUGGACUUAAGGGCUUUAUUUCAAAAAUAUGGCAACAAUUGGAGUAAAAUUGAAGCAGAGUUCCCAACUAGAACAAAAGUUCAAUUGUCCAAUAGAUGGAGAAUUUUAAAAAAAUCAUCGAAAUAA